Messenger RNA from Merops nubicus (carmine bee-eater), 486 nucleotides. RefSeq names its product pleiotrophin (gene PTN). The transcript is spliced from 3 exons. Lineage: Eukaryota; Metazoa; Chordata; Aves; Coraciiformes; Meropidae. Bases 1 to 486 code for a protein of 161 amino acids. Gene Ontology annotation, molecular function: growth factor activity. The record is from RefSeq and is a predicted model, not a curated record.
AUGCAACAACAACAACAGCAGCGUCGAAUGUUCACAGCUGCCCUCCUGGCACUUGUUUUCAUUCUGGCAGCUGUGAGUACCACUGAGGCUGGUAAAAAAGAGAAACCAGAGAAAAAGGCAAAGAAGUCUGACUGUGGGGAAUGGCAGUGGAGUGUCUGUGUGCCCACCAGUGGUGACUGUGGCCUGGGGACACGCGAGGGCACUCGCACGGGAGCUGAGUGCAAACAAACCACCAAGACUCAGAAGUGUAAGAUUCCCUGCAACUGGAAGAAGCAAUUUGGAGCGGAGUGCAAAUACCAGUUCCAGGCCUGGGGAGAAUGUGACUUGAAUACUGCCUUGAAAACUCGAACUGGGAACCUAAAGAGAGCUCUUCAUAACGCUGACUGCCAGAAGACUGUCACAAUCUCAAAGCCCUGUGGGAAGCUUACCAAACCCAAACCUCAAGGUAAAUCCCCUUUGCUGAAAGCUGCACACGAGUUCAUUUAA